Messenger RNA from Geodia barretti, 318 nucleotides. Lineage: Eukaryota; Metazoa; Porifera; Demospongiae; Tetractinellida; Geodiidae. The record is from the annotation of a GenBank genome assembly.
AUGGGAAUGGGUGUGGACGUUCAUGGACUAGACUACACUAACGCCGCCAAGCGGGCCGUAUUUGAUGCCCUGCACCAUAGCAGCUUGGGUUUUCAGAGGCUCAUCGGCAAGACGGCCGACGAUAUGCGGGUUGACGUUACCAUUGGCGUCCCCGAACCCGGUGCGGUCGAUGGCGAUGCGGUAAUCGCUACACUGCCCCAUGGGACGGGCCACAUAAACGUCGUACAAGGUGGGCUGCAAGUUCUUAACGAUGAGGGUACCGAUGGGACCCUGAUUGCCAACGCCAUAGUUAUCGUGAGCUUCGACGACGGCAACUAA